Molecule: messenger RNA, 411 nt
Organism: Naegleria fowleri
Lineage: Eukaryota; Heterolobosea; Eutetramitea; Acrasida; Naegleriidae
Exons: 2
Coding region: 1-411 (136 amino acids)
Source: RefSeq, a predicted model, not a curated record
AUGACGGAUUCUUCACCACCAACAAAUGAAAGCAAUCUGAGCCUAGCCAAAGAUCAAGGCAGUUGCUGCAAAAACAUAAAUCAUCAAAUCGGAGAUUCAUCAAUGAAUACUACUACUAACACUGAAAUCACUCACCGGAUUCCAAACAAGCCAAAUAUUGCAAUGCCAUGUUAUAAAAGAAUUGUUUUAGAAGUCGGAGUGCCAUACAGUUAUUGCACGUGUGGAUUUAGUAAAUUAGAGGGAGGAGCUUUUUGUGAUGGAACAUGCAGAAAUAGUGAUGAAAUUAAAGGAUGGGAACCUAAAGAAUUUACAGUUAAUAAUUUUAAUAGCGGAGGAUAUUCAAUAUGUUGCUGCAAAAGAACCAAAAAACCUCCAUUUUGUGACGGGUCUCAUAUUGAUUUAGAUUGGUAA